Boeremia exigua is the source of this 2904-nucleotide messenger RNA. Its product is annotated as VTC domain-containing protein. Bases 300 to 2696 code for a protein of 798 amino acids. The record is from RefSeq and is a predicted model, not a curated record. Gene Ontology annotation, cellular component: vacuolar transporter chaperone complex; fungal-type vacuole membrane. The transcript is spliced from 2 exons. Gene Ontology annotation, biological process: vacuole fusion, non-autophagic; microautophagy; polyphosphate metabolic process. Lineage: Eukaryota; Fungi; Ascomycota; Dothideomycetes; Pleosporales; Didymellaceae.
CUUUCCAGUCGGUCAAGCCACCGUGAACGGCGGCGGCGCGCAACUGUUGCAGACAGGCGCGGCACGUGGCGAUUUAAUUGGCGGCUGGGCGGUCGACGACUGGUCACUGCAGUCUGCAGCGCGGCAUGCGCGAGUCCCAAACAGCCAAACAGCAGAGCUCCACCGUCAGGCACGUUUCUGCGCUACCGCCGCGCAGGUCGUCCAGAGCCUGUCUUGCUUGAAGCCGGGUCGCAUUCUUAUCCGUCUCCCAACCCCGUCUGAAGUGCGUCGCGCUGCUUGUCGCGCUCCCAUCGCCUAUCAUGAGGUUCGGCCAGCAGCUGAAGCAGUCGCUGAACAGGGACUGGCUCUUCUACUACAUCGACUACGAGGAGCUUAAGACGGCCCUGCGCGUGCACCACACGUGGGACGAGAAGGCCGAGCAAGCCUUUGUCGAGCAGCUUGAGAAGGAGCUCGACAAGGUCUACAGCUUCGUGCGCGUCAAGAGCGACGAGAUCAUCCGCCGCAUCGCAGCCUCGGAGAAGGAGGUCAGCACUGCCGUCGCCCGCUCGCAGGACCACCUGCAGUCGCAGCCGAGCACCGAGGACGCAGAUCCAUUUGAAGAGGACUUUGACCUGCUGGAGGAGGAUCUCAGCGACAUCAUUGCAGAUGUCCACGAUCUGGCCAAGUUCACCCAGCUGAACUACACAGGCUUCCAGAAGAUCAUCAAGAAGCAUGACAAAAACACCCGCUGGGCUCUCAAGCCCGUCUUCGCCGCCCGCCUCAAGCGCAAGCCCUUCUUCCAGGACAACUAUGACAGCUACAUUGUCAAGCUCUCAAAGCUCUACGACAUUGUCCGUACCCGCGGCAACCCCGUAAAAGGCGAUUCGUCCGCCGGAGGGAAGCAGCAGAACUUUGUCCGGCAGACCACCAAAUAUUGGGUCCAUCCCGACAACAUCGUCGAGCUCAAGCUCAUCGUCCUCAAGCACCUCCCUGUGCUAGUCUUCAACCCCAACAAGGAGUUUAACGAGGAGGACGCGUCCAUCACCUCCAUCUACUUCGACAACACCGAUACCUGGGAGCUGUACGAGGGUCGUCUCAAGAAGACAGAGGGCGCCGAGGCUAUCCGUCUGCGUUGGUAUGGAGGCAUGAACAGCGAUACCAUCUUCAUCGAGCGCAAGACCCAUCGUGAAGACUGGACCGGCGAGGAGUCAGUCAAGGCGCGUUUCAAGCUCAAGGAGAAGAAUGUCAAUGACUACCUGAAGGGCAAGUUGCUGCCCGCAAAGAUCUUUGAGAAGGAGCGUAGGGAGCAGAAAAGGCCUGAGAAGGACAUUGCAUCAGACGAGCAACUUGCCCGCGAGAUCCAAUAUCGUAUCAUUGACCGCACCCUGGUACCUGUCACCCGCUCAUUCUACCAUCGCACCGCCUUUCAGCUUCCCGGCGAUGCACGAGUCCGAAUUUCGCUGGACACUGAGCUAUCCAUGACCCGCGAAGACAACCUGGACGGCAAGAAGCGUGCCGGUGACAAUUGGCGCCGCACAGAUAUUGGCGUGGAUUGGCCCUUCAAACAGCUUCCUCCCAAAGACAAGGAGCUGUUCCCGUACGCCGUCCUCGAAGUCAAGUUGCAGACUGCAGCCGGUGCAGAGGCACCACAGUGGAUUCGGGACCUGACCUCAUCGCACUUGGUCGAAGCUGUCCCUAAAUUCUCCAAGUUUAUACAUGGAACUGCCACUCUCAACCCCGCAAGGAUCAAUUUGCUUCCUUACUGGUAUCCUCAGAUGGACGUUGACAUCCGCAAGCCUGUCAGCCACAAAUUUGGCAUUGUAAGACCAGGCGCUAGCAAUGACAUCAGCACCAGUAACACCUUGGACGAUGAUAGCGACGACGACGACGCUGUCAUGGGCCUUCCCUAUGCUAAUGGAAGCCAAGACGAUGACCAGCUAACAAGACUCCGUGAAGCUCGCGAUGUCAUGGAACAGAAUGAGAUUGCCCGCACGAGAGAAUAUGGUACUCUCACCAACGGCAACCAUGCCAACGCUUUGGACAUUGAAGAACGUGUCGCGGCCGAACGCGAUCAAGACAACGACUAUCCAAUCUACGACUCUGAUAGUGACGACGAAGACGACGACCUCGCAGAAGCAAAGCGUGUUGGCGGUCUCCACUACGCCAAAAAGUGGACAGAACACACGGCUAAAACGGUCGGCACAACCCUCAUCAACGGCUUCAUUUUCCUCUUCCACCCCAAGCCGACGGAUGUCGGCGACGGCGGCUUCUCUCUCGGAGUCCCAACGUGGAAGCAGGCGGGCGAGGUAAAGCGCUUCAAAGCCCCUAAGGGUAAACGCAUCCACGUCCCUGUCCGCGUCGAACCCAAGGUCCAGCUAGCGACCGAACGCACGUUCCUCUCGUGGCUCGAGUUCAGCAUCCUCAUUGGCAGCAUUGCGGCGACGCUGCUGAAUUUCGGCGACGGGCUUGCGUUUGCGGCGGCUUGGGCGUUUACAAUUAUUGCGUGCCUAGCGCUGCUGUACUCCGUUGGGCUCUAUUUGUGGAGAGUGCGCAAGAUUAGGGAGAGGAGAGCGGUCGUGUAUCAUGACAAGUGGGGUCCCACGCUGCUGUGUCUGGGGCUUCUGGCUGCCGUGGCGGUGAGCUUUGGGUACAGGCUGGGCAAGGGAGGGUACGAUGGCGGGUUGAAGGGAGAUUUAAAGGGCAAGUUUGGUGCGUAGCUUGUGAAGGAGAGAGAGCAUGCUGGACGGUUUCUGGACGGGACUGAAGCCUGGCCUGUGGUCCCAAGGCGGUUACCGCGUCACGGUUAUAUGGAAAUGCUGGCGUUCAUGUACGAACGGAGAGUGGACGCGAUGACUUGGAACGUUGAUGGAGAGUGAUGUGGUCGUUAUGUCUCGAAUAUGUCAGAAAUAACUAUGUUGUGUACCU